UGGGCAGUAUCUUCGAUACAAGUAUCUUAGAUACCUAUCUUAGAUACAAUUGUAUCUUGUAUCUUGUAUCGCGAUACAAUUAUAUAAAGUAUCGAGUAUCUUAUAUCGCGAUACUUCAAAACAAAGUAUCUUGUAUCUAGUAUCUCGAUACUGCUUUUUUAGUAUCUUGUCCUUGGAAAUUAUUUUUCAGUACCGAUAAAUCAUAAAUAUAAUAUAUAUGUGAUAACUGAUAUAUAUAUAUAUCUGUAACACACGCACAUUGAAUUGGAUUUUACGUCUGUACCUUAUUAGAUAUCCAUAAUUUUACAUAUAUAGACAUAUAGUCUAUUAUAUUAUACCUUUCGCGAUAAAGUAGGUAUUAAACACGAUUAAAUUAGUAGAUUAGAUUUUUACACAGACACUGCCGGUUACAAAGGUGUUCUGUCUUCUGUGGACGUCAUUAUGUGACGAACAUUUUCCCUUUAUAUACCUACUAUUUACUAAAAUAUUUAUUGUCAGAGUGUGUUAUAUUGUUAUAUAUUAUUAUAUUAAUAUGUCUGAAGUAAAAAAUAAUUUGUCUAUUCCACUAAUAUUGGAUGGAAAAUAUUUUAAAAUAAAAAAACUACCAGAGACGGAAAAUGAAAACAUCAAAGCAGAAUGUGUUCUCUGCAAUGAUGUUAAAAAGCAAUAUAGCGGCACAUUAAGAUCCACUUCAAAUUUUCGCAUUCAUAUCAAGAGAAUUCACAGUAAUGUUCUGGAAGAAUUCGAAAAUUAUAUUAAAACUGCUGUUAAUGAACGUCGUAGUACAAAAAGAAAUUUAACCCAAGAUUCUAACCCAAACACACCUAAACAGCAGAAAUUACAUUUGUAUUUAAACGAUCAAAAAAACGAGUCCAAACAAAAAACGUUUGAUAAAAAUCUUUUAAAUUAUAUCAUAUGUAGCAUGAAGCCAUUAUCAUCGGUUGAAGACGAACAUUUUAUUAAGAUGAUUAAUGAUAUUGAUGGUACUUUAAAAAUAUUUUCAAGAAGAACAUUAAGCCGUCGCAUUCUAGAAAAUUAUACGUUUAUUUAUGAAAAAUUAAAAAAUCUUUUUGAAUCUGAUCCUAGACCUAGUUUAUGCACAACAGCCGAUAUUUGGUCAAUAAAACAUAAAUCAUUUAUGGGAGUUACAACACAUUGGAUUGAUGAAACCACAUUAACUCGUUUUAGUUGUGUAUUAGCCUGCAGGCGAUUUCGUGGCUCUCACACAUACGACAAAAUUGCUGAAUUGCUCCAUGAAAUAAUAUGCGAGUUUUCAAUUGAAAGAGAACAGUUGAUUUCAACUGUUACAGACAAUGGCUCAAAUUUUGUCAAAGCAUUUAAAGAUUUUGGUUGUGAAAUAGACUGCAAUUUCCAAACUAAUGAUUUAGAAUUCAAUGAUGAUAGAGAAAAUACAGAUGAAGAAGAAAGUACGGAUCAGGCUACAUUUGAAAGUAUCGAAGUAGAUGACAUUAUGACACAAGGAACUACAAUUGUUUUGCCUCGUCAUUUACGCUGUGCAAGUCACACAUUGAGUCUUAUUGCCACUACAGAUUUUAACUACAUUUUAAAAGGGACUCCAGCAUCUAGAAUCAACCAUUCUGUUAUGGGUAAAUGUACAACACUCUGGAAUUUGUCACGAAGACCAAAAUCUUCAGAAAUUAUUCAUAAUAUAUUAAAUUGUUCGCUAAAAUAUCCAUGUCCAACUCGGUGGAAUUCUCUUUAUGACAGUAUUACACAGCUUUUGAAAUACAAAGACAAAUUAAAUUUAGUAUUAAAAGAAUUAAAUGUUAAAUAUACUUUAAAAGAAAUAGAUUUGGAAUAUUUAGAGGAAUUAGCUGCGUUGUUAAAGCCUAUUGCUGGUGCCUUAGACUUUUUGCAGAGUGAAAAUCAAUGUUACUACGGUCAACUUUUACCCACAUUAUUUUCACUUAAAACUAGAUUAGAAAUGUUAAAAGAAAAACAUUUUCGUCAUUUAGCUAAUAUGAUAACACCGUUGGUUAAUUCUUUAGUAAAACGAUUUAACGAUUUUUUUGAAUUAUCUCCCAGUAUAAAUGAAGCUAUUUUAGCAACUUGUUUCCAUCCAUGUUUUAAGUUAAGAUGGAUCUCAAAUGAAUAUGACCACGAAAAAAAUAGAAUUCAAAACCUAUGUAUAAAUGCUGCAGAAAAUAUUUUUAAUAAUGAUGUUGCUAAUAACUCAAAUUAUAGCGAUGAAGAUGACGAAAAUUUUAUUAUUUUUUCAUCGCAACCAGUAGCUAAAACUGUUAAAAAAGCUGACUUGGAAGUAGUUACUUUUUUUAAUGAUAAAAGUAAAUCGUUAAAUAUCCUUAACAAUUAUCCUAUUGUAAAAAAACUUUUUAUUAGAUUUAAUACUAGCUUGUGCUCUUCGGCACCCGUAGAACGAAUGUUUUCCAUGGCAGGAUUUAUUAAUAAUCCUACCAGAAACAAUUAUCCGAUUCAACUUUUGAAAAACUUGUAUUUUUAA
Molecule: messenger RNA, 2482 nt
Organism: Aphis gossypii (cotton aphid)
Lineage: Eukaryota; Metazoa; Arthropoda; Insecta; Hemiptera; Aphididae
Gene: stil
Exons: 5
Coding region: 533-2482 (649 amino acids)
Source: RefSeq, a predicted model, not a curated record